Colossoma macropomum (tambaqui) is the source of this 1762-nucleotide messenger RNA. It is a transcript of the gene st7l, whose product is annotated as suppression of tumorigenicity 7 like. Gene Ontology annotation, molecular function: protein binding. Lineage: Eukaryota; Metazoa; Chordata; Actinopteri; Characiformes; Serrasalmidae. The transcript has 15 exons. The record is from RefSeq and is a predicted model, not a curated record. Bases 17 to 1639 code for a protein of 540 amino acids.
AGCCAUCCGGUGAAAAAUGGCGGACGACAACAGCAGUAAUCCCCAAUCUCACGGAUUUGCGGAGAAAUUAAAGUCCUGGCUGUCCUGGUCCUGGACCUACGUGUGUGCAGUUUGGUUCGCCAUGGUCCUCACUAUGGUUUACGUGCUGCGGAGUCCGCUGAAGCUUCAGGAGUCCGUCACCGCCGCAUCCAUGUUUUUAAAUACUCUUACACCUAAAUUCUAUGUUGCACUCACUGGAACCUCCUCUCUUAUCUCUGGUCUUAUAUUGAUAUUUGAAUGGUGGUACUUCAGAAAGUACGGCACCUCCUUCAUUGAGCAGGUUUCUGUCAGUCACUUGCGUCCUCUACUUGGUGGCGUGGAGAACAACAGUUCUGCAGGCCUCUUCUCCUCAGCCAAUGGAGAGGUGGAGCAAAGACCCAGCGUUUCAGAGUGUAAAGUAUGGAGGAACCCUUUGAAUCUUUUCAGAGGUGCAGAGUACAGCAGGUACACCUGGGUGACGGGUAAAGAGCCUCUGACCUACUACGACAUGAACCUUUCAGCACAAGAUCACCAGACCUUCUUUACCUCUGACACACAGCAACUAAAACCAGAGGACUCUGUAAUGCAGAAGGCCUGGCGAGAGAGGAAUCCUCAAGCUCGAAUCAGAGCUGCUUACCAAGCCAUCGAGCUCAACCAUGAGUGUGCUGCAGCGUAUGUGCUUCUGGCCGAAGAGGAAGCCACAACAAUCAUAGAAGCUGAGCGGCUAUUCAAACAAGCACUAAAGUUUGCGGGGAAAGAUACAAAUCUUCUGGUGUACAUCAAACGCAGACUGGCCAUGUGUGCCCGGAAACUGGGACGCAUCAAAGAGGCUGUAAAGAUGAUGAGAGAUUUAAUGAAAGAAUUUCCCUUACUUGGAAUGCUAAAUAUCCAUGAGAAUCUUCUUGAAGCAUUGUUGGAACUACAGGCCUACGCAGAUGUACAAGCAGUCUUAGCAAAAUAUGAUGAUAUCAGCUUGCCAAAAUCUGCCACUAUAUGUUACACAUCUGCCUUACUGAAAGCACGAGCAGUGUCAGACAAGUUUUCGCCCGAGGCAGCUUCUCGGCGAGGUCUUAGCACUGCAGAGAUGAAUGCAGUGGAGGCCAUACACAGAGCUGUGGAGUUCAACCCACAUGUACCAAAGUAUCUUUUAGAGAUGAAGAGUCUAAUACUGCCUCCAGAGCAUAUUCUGAAGAGAGGCGAUAGUGAAGCAGUGGCAUAUGCGUUCUUCCACCUGCAGCACUGGAAACGAGCAGAGGGAGCGCUCAACCUGCUGCACUGCACUUGGGAAGGCACAUUCCGGAUCAUACCAUACCCCCUGGAGAAAGGUCAUCUCUUCUACCCAUACCCAGGCUGCACAGAGACAGCAGACAGAGAGCUACUGCCCUCAUUCCAUGAGGUGUCAGUCUACCCGAAGAAAGAGCUGCCAUUCUUUAUCCUGUUCACAGCAGGCUUGUGCUCCUUCACUGCCAUGCUAGCCAUGCUCACACACCAGUUCCCUGACCUUAUGGGUGUCUUUGUCAAAGCCUUCUUCAGUACCCUCUUCGCACCACUGGGCUUUUUUGCAGACAAGAUGGAGAAUUUUAUGCCUUCUUGCCUUUGGUACCAACUGACAAGAAUCUAACUCCAAGCUCCUCACAUACACACAGACAUCCUGAUGCAAAUCUACUGUAUGUGUAGCAUUAAAUGUGCUAAGAAGCUCAUUUACAGACCGUACUGACAGUAAUAAAAUGAAUCAACCAUUGUC